AUGGAAAGAGGGAGAGGAGGAGGAGGAAGGAACCUGGGAGGCUCUGGCCUGCACAGGAGCAUUUAUUCCCAGUCCCAGCAGCAGUACCACUACCCAUCCUCCUCCCAGGGGAGCUGCAUGGAGAUCCAGGAGCUGGCCUCCAAGAGGGUGGACAUCCAGAAGAAACGCUUCUACCUGGAUGUGAAGCAGAGCUCCCGCGGACGCUUCCUGAAGAUCGCCGAGGUCUGGAUAGGGAGAGGCAGGCAGGACAACAUCCGGAAAAGCAAGCUGACCCUCUCCUUGUCCGUGGCUGCCGAGCUGAAGGACUGCCUGGGCGACUUCAUCGAGCACUACGCCCACCUGGGCCUGAAGGGUGGCCACGGCCACCGGCACGAGCACAGCAAUGACAAGGAGCAGCUUCCCCGGCGACGACAGCCGCAUCCCGCGCCGCCCUCGCCCCCCGUGUCCGUGGGCUCCGAGGAGCACCCCCACAGCGUCCUCAAGACGGAGUAUAUCGAGAGGGACAACAGGAAGUACUACCUGGACCUGAAGGAGAACCAGCGAGGGCGCUUCUUGAGGAUUAGGCAAACCAUGAGCAGGGGACCUGGAAUGAUGGGGUAUUUCGGCCACAGCUUGGGCCAGGAGCAGACUAUCGUCCUUCCGGCGCAAGGGAUGAUCGAGUUCAGGGAUGCUUUGGUCCAGCUGAUUGAAGAGUACGGCGAGGGGGACAUAGAGGAGCGCCGGGGGGGAGGCGAGGAGCCCCCGGAGCUCCCCGAGGGCACCUCCUUCCGAGUGGACAACAAGCGCUUCUACUUCGACGUGGGCUCCAACAGGUACGGCAUUUUCCUGAAGGUAAGUGAGGUGAGGCCUCCCUACCGUAACACCAUCACGGUGCCAUACAAAGCGUGGACACGGUUCGGGGAGAAUUUUAUCAAGUACGAAGAAGAGAUGAGGAGAAUUUACAACAGCCAUAAAGAAAAGAGGAUGGAUGCCAGAGGGGACAGUGGUGAAGAGCAAGAGGGUCUGGAAUAG
Messenger RNA from Acanthisitta chloris (rifleman), 1011 nucleotides. It is a transcript of the gene PURG, whose product is annotated as purine-rich element binding protein G. The record is from RefSeq and is a predicted model, not a curated record. Gene Ontology annotation, molecular function: purine-rich negative regulatory element binding; RNA polymerase II transcription regulatory region sequence-specific DNA binding; DNA-binding transcription factor activity, RNA polymerase II-specific. The coding region runs from base 1 to 1011 and encodes 336 amino acids. The transcript has a single exon. Lineage: Eukaryota; Metazoa; Chordata; Aves; Passeriformes; Acanthisittidae. Gene Ontology annotation, biological process: regulation of transcription by RNA polymerase II. Gene Ontology annotation, cellular component: nucleus.